GCUUGUAACGUGACGGAAAAUGAAUCCGUACGCGUAUCAACAAGCACAAUUACAACAACAGCAGCAGCAACAACAACAGCAGUAUCAAUACCAAGCCCACUACCCGCAACAACAGCCGUAUUACUACAUUCAACAACAACCUUCCACUCAACCGCAAACGGCUUACCAGACUCCUCAGCAGUAUGCUCAAUACGGAACAAUAGGCUAUCAAAAUCACCAAACACCUGCCAAUACAGGACAAUAUUCUUUACAAGGAUAUCCACAAGUCGCUGGAGCACAGUAUGUGGCGACAAGCCUCACAGGACAAACCUUUUACGCGACGGCCGCUCAACCCAGCCAAGCCGUCCACGAACAAGCAGCAGUCCAACCUCAGAACCAACAGGCUGUCAGCGACGAACAACCACCGCCAUUACCGCCGGAGCAAUCGGAUUCUUCUGCUGCUGCUGCCCCUCCUCCCUUACCUCCUGAACCGGCACCCACAUCAACAGCGGUUGAACAACAGAUUUCUGAAUCUCAGAAGCAGUACCAGGAGAAGUAUGCGGCGUGGCAGCAGCAAUAUGCCCAGUGGCAGGCACAGCAUCAAAACCAUCCUGAUCAGAAACAAUAUCAAGAAUGGCAGAAGCAAAUGAGUCAAUGGCAACAACAUAACCAAACCCUGUUACAGAUGAAAGCAGCAGACGGUCAACAUCAGCAGACAACUGAACAGCAUGCUGUGACAGCUACUGUGACUUCCCAGGGUCAAAGACAGGCUAUUAAACAACAACAGCCACAUCAUCCAGGGGAAAGUUUUGUUGCUGCCCAGCAAGGACAACAGCAGUCAUAUGAACAAUAUCAACAACAAUCACAUUACCAACAACAACAACAAUUACCUUACCAACAACAACAGCAACAACAACAACAAUCAUCUUACCAACAACAACAACAACAAUCACCUUACCAACAACAACAACAACAACAACAACAACAACAAUCAUCUUACCAACAACAACAACAACAACAACAAUCAUCUUACCAACAACAACAACAACAACAACUUCUUCAAAACCAGCAGCACCGUCAGCCAUCUCAGUCUCAAUGGUCUCAAAAUACUUCCAUGCAAAAUCAGCAAGGCCUAAAUCAACAGUAUAAUCAGCAACAAAGCCAUAAUUAUCAUAACCAAAACCGACAAUACCAACAGCAACAACACCAACCAUGGAAAUCACAGCAUGAACAACAGCAAAAACCAAACUGGAUGCAACAUCAGAAAGGUGAUGGUGACCAGAACUCUAAGAAUAACAAUCAAGCUUCAUUGCCAACAAACAUUCCUGACUUGAUGCAAAACAAGCCUAUUGGAACUCACAAAGCUACAAUCCAACAAAAUCAGCUUCCAAACUGGAUGGAGUCUGGCAAAACCUCAACAUUGUCAAGCCAACCAGGACAGAACCCUAGGUGGAUGCCACCUGCAAAGGCAGUAUCAAAUCAACAACAGAGAACUGCAGUUAGUGACAGUGGUGCUAAACAACUUCCAAAAUGGUUGCAGGCUAAGCAAGGCUUGUCAAAUCAACAUCAACCAUCUGAAAGGAAUCAACAAGAAGAAAAUAAGAUGCCAAAAUGGUUACAAGAAAAACUUGAAAAAACUGAACAAGAUGUCAAACAAGAAGCUGCAAAGAAAGCUCUUGAGGCUCAAAAGAAACAAGUUCCAAAAUGGCUACAAGAAAAAGUUCCAAAAACUAGUCAAGCUCAAGCUGUCACUUAUGGCCAACAAUCACAAGAAAAGCAAAUUCCAAAGUGGCUUAGUAAAGACAAACCUUCAGUAGAUGGUAGCCAAACAGGAGACCAAGUGAAACAGGGUCACAUACCAAAAUGGCUUCAGUCUAAGACAACAGUUGCUCCAGGUAGUACUGUGACACAAACAUCAUCAGCUGAAACAUCCACAAAAUUGUCAGUAGAGUGGGAUAAAAGUGAAAGAAAUGUAUCUUCUGCUCCGGUUACCUUGAGUCCACUCAAGCUGGAUCCUCUCAAGGAGCUAGAGCUGCUACGACGACAACAAGAACAACUCCAACAGCUUCAGCAGCUUCAGCAGCUUGGGAAACACUUGAAGCAGACUUCCGCAUCAGAUGUUCCUGAGAAAUCAGAAUCAACUGCAAGCAAGUCAUCAAGUGCUGUUAUUAGUACAACUAAGGCUGAGUCUGGGACAGGUGACUCAAGGUCGUUACAGUACAGCCAUGGGACUCAGGGUACGCCAGCUCAAGAGAAAAAUAGCACUGCAGCAGAUCGAAACACAGGUAGUGUGACUUUUGUUUCAGUGGUAACUUUGGAUGUGGCUGAAUAACGUUUUGGAAGUUUUGGUAAACUAAAUGAGAGACUCAAGAAAUGUAAGAAUCAAAAAAGUUUAAAGUUUGUGGCUGGUCUUGGCCCAUAAAUAAGCCCACACAAAAUGACUUGGUCAACUUUCUUCCAUCUUAACUUCACAUUACCUCGGUAAUCCAUUCAAGUUUACACUCUGUUAUUGGGAUUUCUCCUUGUUUGACUGCAUCAGAGAGAUUUUUUUAUGUUGGAUGAAAACAGUGUUCUCCUUUUCAGGCAGUAACUGGUAAAAUUUACUAGCUGUAGCGCCACUUAUUACUGCCUAAAAACGCUUGGAUUUCUAUAAAAUUUACUGGUUAAAAGAAAUAAGUAGUUGAAAAACCUCUGACAUUUUCCUCCGAGUGCACACAGAUAACUAAUUAAAAGUAUUUGUUCUCAGUGAUGUGUGGUCAUAAAACCUGAAGGAGUUUACGGAAAAGUAUUUGUGUAAUUUAGUUUCUUGACAGUAAUACGGUAAAUACAUGAACCUU
Orbicella faveolata is the source of this 2816-nucleotide messenger RNA. RefSeq lists its product as uncharacterized. The record is from RefSeq and is a predicted model, not a curated record. NCBI's taxonomy places the organism in Eukaryota, Metazoa, Cnidaria, Anthozoa, Scleractinia, Merulinidae. Gene Ontology annotation, molecular function: metal ion binding. Gene Ontology annotation, cellular component: nucleus. Gene Ontology annotation, biological process: regulation of telomere maintenance.